AUGGCUCGCUUCACGCUCUUCCUGACACUCUUGCUGUCUCUUGUCCUGGCCUUCGUCUGCGCCGCCCCCGCCGAAUCUAUCGGUCUGACGCAAGACCAAGACAAGGUUCGCCUAGCGUUCCGCAAUGCUUCCGGCAACGGGCCAAACGUAGCGCAGCUACAGUCGGACUUUUUGUCGGUCAUCAACACGAAGCAAAAGUGAGAGGGCCGCACGCGACGGCUUGCUGAUCGAUCUGUCCGUCUCACUCUUGACUCUCUCCUCCGACUGCAGCCCCAAAUUUGCUUCCCCUAUACUCUUCAGCGUAGCGCAUGCCCGCAUCGCAUCCGCGCUGUCCAGAAUCGUUCGCGUCUCUACCAAGGACGACUUUGAGAUUCGUCACGAGGUCGAGGCAAAGGCGAUUUUGAACGAAUUCAACCCACAGCCUUACAACGAUCUUGCCAAUGUCUUGACUGGCGACGAGGUAAAGACGACGGUCGAAGAGUCAAACGACAAGACACUUGGUCGAGCCAUUGCGCUUCAAUUUACCGCGCUGCAGGUUCUUUGGGCCAACGCUUACGUCGCCUUUUCCAUCGAAGCGUGAGUAUGCUAGGCCCAGUAGCCUGUCGAGUCUUGGCGAUGCUCACAGCAAGAUUCCUGAUGCGCAGUGUUGGCAAAGGAGAGGCACAGGACAGUUUCAACAAGCGUUACUACGCCAUCCAAGACAGCUUGACCAAGAUCAUCAACACCUACAACAAGUGA
This is a messenger RNA of Ceraceosorus bombacis, 738 nucleotides long. NCBI's taxonomy places the organism in Eukaryota, Fungi, Basidiomycota, Exobasidiomycetes, Ceraceosorales, Ceraceosoraceae. The record is from the annotation of a GenBank genome assembly.